Messenger RNA from Purpureocillium takamizusanense, 1918 nucleotides. RefSeq lists its product as uncharacterized. The record is from RefSeq and is a predicted model, not a curated record. Gene Ontology annotation, biological process: regulation of DNA-templated transcription. The coding region runs from base 4 to 1782 and encodes 592 amino acids. Lineage: Eukaryota; Fungi; Ascomycota; Sordariomycetes; Hypocreales; Ophiocordycipitaceae. Gene Ontology annotation, molecular function: zinc ion binding; DNA-binding transcription factor activity, RNA polymerase II-specific. The transcript has 2 exons.
GCCAUGCGUGGGCUCCAGGCAUCUGCUGGUCGCAAGGGGUCGCGCAAGGUUCGCACCGGAUGCGUGACGUGCAAGAUUCGCAAAGUCAAGUGCGACGAAGCAAAGCCAAGCUGUCAGAGGUGUACCACCACGGGUCGCAGAUGCGACGGCUACGUCACGCAGGGCUCUCGUCAUCAAUCCACAAUCCGGCAUGCCAUCCCCAUCGUCCGACCCGAGUCCUCCAGCAGUCGCCGCGCCUUCGACUUCUAUCACAGCCACGCCGCCCAUGUACUUCGGGGGAUCAGUGAGGGCGACUUCUGGGAUGGUGUGGUCUUACAAUUGAGCCUCAGAGAACCGAGCGUGCGGCAUGCGGUCCUCGCCGUGAGCGGCUUCCUGGAGUGCGCCACGUCCACCGAGCCAGCCUCGAGCCUUUCUGCGCAAAGAAACUUCGCAUAUGGCGAGUAUAGCAAAGCUAUACAUGCGCUCCGGAAAUGGGACGCACGCGGUCGCGCGCCCGAUAUACCUCUUCUCGUCUGUGUGUUGUUCAUCUGCAUCGAGUUUCUGCUAGACCGCGACCACGAGGUCCAACUACACGUAUGUCAAGGACGCAACAUCCUACAUAGCGUCCCCAAGUCUAUCUCAUCAGACUUCUUGCUAAUAAAGAACGACCUGGUUCCCAUCUACACGCGCCUCAGCCUGACGGGCUUUCUUUUCGGCAGUCGGCCAGCUCCCAUCCCCGACCACCUCAGAGGUACAGACGAUGUCCAAGCCGGCUUUACAUCCUUGGAACAAGCCAGAUACUCCCUGUGUCAGAUCUUGGACCACGGGCUGCGUUUCACUAUACGCGGUCGACCCGCCGCCUAUUCGCCAUCGCCGAACGUGGAGGAGCUGAACCUCCUUGCAGCUGAGCAACAGAGUCUAUUGACUCGUUUGUCGGACUGGCGAGUUGCUUUUGUGGUCCUCGCAGCAUCGCCAAAACGAGCCCCUUCCAUUGACAAGGACUUGCUCCAAAUUUACCUCAAUACGGCUGUCGUUUGGAUCUCUACGGCACUGCAGCCCUUUGAGACUGCAUACGAUGCUCACACACCCGCAUUUGCGUCCAUCAUCGCCGAUGCGUCGGCUGUAUUGAACAGUUUUGACGCACGUUCAAAGUUCCCACUCUUCACGUUCGAGACGGAGCUCAUCGCACCGCUGUACUGGACAGCCAUCAAGUGUCGGCACCCGCACCUUCGACGAGCGGCCGUUGGCUUGCUCAUGCGUGAUGAGCUGCGAAAUCGUCGAGAGAACAUGUGGUCAGGAAAAGAGGCAAUCGUUGUUGCGAGGAGGGUGAUUGAGCUGGAAGAGGCCCCGGGUGACGCAGUCUGUUCUAGCACAACACCAGACUUGGUGGGCGGUGGUCUCGACCUCGACCCCAGCACACAUCCUUCGACACACGAGACUGUCCAUCUCCGCCGACCUGCUAGCAACAUGGUGAUUCCCCUAUCUCACCCCCCCACUGUGGCCAAGGUGUUCCCGCCGAUGGCUGGGCUGACGGAGGAGCAUUGUAACGAUAUGGAGGCAACUUCGCCGGCUGCUUCUAUGCCACGAAUGCCCGAAAGGGUACAGGACGUCGGAGUUCAAACCACCCUACCGCCAUCGAAAGGCCUCGACGUGCAUCCACCGUAUGGGAUGGUCGAGAGCCGACGCAUCAAAAACAUUCUGAUCGAGCCUCGACAGCCGGGCGGCGUCUGGGUGAGCACGUUUCGGGACUUGGAGGACGGCAAGGGGCAUUGGCACAUUGAUCGGGAAUUCCUGGCUAUGUGAUAUCAUCAUGUGAUAACAAGAACACCAAGCAUGAUGGCGGAAGCUCUCGAGGCAUGCUACGGCCGUGAAUGUCAGGGUAUCAAUUCGUAACAUCGUACUGUACAUGCCGGGUUGAGGCCAGAUGGAGAUAUUCAGC